Caenorhabditis auriculariae is the source of this 16844-nucleotide messenger RNA. The record is from the annotation of a GenBank genome assembly. NCBI's taxonomy places the organism in Eukaryota, Metazoa, Nematoda, Chromadorea, Rhabditida, Rhabditidae.
AUGGGCGGCGGCAGUUCACGGAUUCCGGAGCAUGAGCUCGAGCAGCUGAGCAUCGAGAGCGGACGUGAGCCUCCUUUCCUUUCCUAUGUCCCGACUCGCUCCGGUUUACGCCUUGUUCAGAUUGGAGGAUCACAUGGAGUUUGACCCCUGGAAAUCGGAAUUUAAUCGAAAAAUGGGUCCUGACACGAAAAGAAAAUAGAGAGUGUCUAGUUGGUGGAGGGUCCGGACAGGCCAUGAUGGCCGUGAAUAGACUUUAGAAAAAAAGCUUGGAGAAAUUAAGUUUUCGAUGAAUUUUGAAAUCGAGAAAAAUGAAAACGAGCGAUUUAUGUAGUGAAAUUGUACAUGGAAAGAACGAGGAUCAAAAAAAAAAUUUCUUUUCCCAUUUUUUCUGACUUUUUCAAAUGAAUCCAAAUAAUAUUUGACCCUAAAAAUCAAAUAUUUAUGUAAAAAAGUCUAAAAAUCAUAUAGAAAAGUUCAAUACCACAAAAAAAAGGGAAAAGAGCGAUCCAUGUAGAGAAAAUGUACGUGGAAAAUCUUGAAACUUAAUAUUUUUUUCAUAUUUUUUUCGAGUGAUUUCCGUAAAAAAAUUUUUAUAUUCAACAGGAAAAAUUCGACAAAAUCGUGUUCAAGCAAAGAAUUUGUACAUGGAGAAAACCAGAAUUCGAAAAAAAAAGUAUUUUUCGAAAUUUACGAAUGGAUUUGCUCUGAAUGAAUCUACAUAGAAAUUGACCCAAAAACGAAUUUUUUUAAGAAGAAAAUUUUUGGAAAAAAAUGGAGAAAAUGUGGAGUUUAAUUUGCCAGUAGGAUGACUGAGGAAAUUUUAAAUAAGUUUGAAAAAAAUUAAUAUAAUAGGAAAAAAUGGAAAAGAGCGAUUUUUGUAGAGAAAUUGUACAUGGAAAAGACACAAAAUGAUAUUAAAAAAAUGAUUUUUUUCGAAAAUUUUGAUGUUUCUAUACGAAAAAAAUCGACAAUUCUUGUAGAGAAAAUGUGCAUGAAAAAAAUUCGAGAUCUAAAAAAAAAUUUUUUUAGUAAUUUUUGGUAGGAUUCAAAUGCAAAUGAAUUUUAUAGAAAGUAAAAAGAAGUUUAGAAAAUUCCCAAUUUUUUUCGACGAUACGUAAAAAAAUUCGAACCUUAUCGAAAAAAAGCUAGAGGUAAAAUAGACAAAUUUUUAAAUGAGAAGUAGAAAAAAAGGGAAUUAUCCAAUAAGUGUGAAGAAACAAAAGUAAAAGGAAUACGGGACGAAGAAAAAUCGAAAAGAGAAAAAAAGUCGUGGGAAUUUCCCACGCAUUUCUGCAAGAAAUGUAGCCCUAGGCGCUAAUUUUUGAUGUCAGAAGAGGAGACUUUUGAACUUUUUCGGGGCAAAAAUAAGGCAGAUCUUCGAGUUUUCAAUGUGAAAUAGAAGCUGAUUUUUGCUCGAAAAAUCAUAAAAAUAUGAAAAAUGACCCCGAAAUCACAAUUUAAAUGCAAAGACUUUAAUUGAAAACGAAGCGAUCGCAUUUUAAAGGCUUCUGACAGCUUAUUUAACAAGUUUCGAAGUUGGAAUUGAAAACGUUGGCCCGAAAAGAAAGUUUUCUAUUGGAAAUUCAUAAAAGAAAUGGAAAAAUCGACUUGAAAAAAAAAGUGUCCGCACUUUAAAAACCUCCUUUUUUCCGUAGGCGUUUUCCCAUGUUUAUGUUUGACAGAAUUGUUUAUUUCUUCUUUGAAACAUUCAUUUUGCGGAAACUAGAUAUUUCAACUUGACGUGUUGGACAUUAGAAAGUAAGAGCUUCAAUGUCGCUUUUAAUUGGAAAAAUGCUUCAUUUUGAAUGAUUUUUACUCAUUUUUAGCUUUGAAACCUCACAAAAAAACAUUUAAAAAGCUUCAGGAAGUAAAAAAAAAAGAGACAUGGCCACGAAAAAGCUGGAAAAUAAUGGUUUGAAAGGUAGAAAUCUGUAAUUUUUGACUGGUCGGGGAGCUCGAAAACCUUUGAAGCAAUUUUUACUAGGAAAAUUUCAAGUGGCCACUAUAGAGGCUCCCCAAGGACUACUUGGAGAGGACACUAUAGUGGUCACUUCAGUAGUUUUUCAUCCAGUAUUCCUUCCAGUAACUCUGGCAACUUUAAAAAAAAACAGAUUGGACCAGUUAUGUUGAUCCAUUGACCCCUAAAGUGGCCACUAAAAUUUUUAGUGGUCUAGUAGUAGCCCUUAGAUCUCUAUAGUGGCCACUAAUUUUUAACCCCUUAAGAGGUCACUAAUUUGACUACUAUAGUGGCCACUAAAACGUCAAAACCCUUUAGGGGCCACUUAAAAUUUUCGCAGCGCGCUGUAGCGCAACAAAUUGUGGGCUUGUCUAAGGUUCAAAGGGUCGCAAGUUCGAUCCCCGCCGCGGCGUUUUUCUUUUGCUGUUUCUCAAAGCUGAUGAAUCUAUGAAAUGAAAAUGAAACGAAAUCCAGAUAAAGCCCCUCCAUUUUGUCUUUAAAUAACGAGCAUUUCAGUGUCCCGGAAGGGAAUCAUGACCCUCUACAACCGAUUCAUCUCCCUGGCGACCCAUCGCGACAAGACCACCAACGAAUAUUUCCUGACCAAGGGCGACUUUCAAUCGAUCGUCGAACUCAAACAGAACCCCCUCGGCGACCGCAUCAUCGACGCCUUCUUCGCCGACGCCGAGUUAGUUUUAGUGGUCCCUGGAGGGACUUCUUAGAAUGAAAACAUGAUAAAUGUCAGAGUGGGGCCUUGGUAACGCAAGGCGGACGCGCUCCGGACGGCUCGGACCAUUUCUAGUGACAACUUUAGUGACGCCAUCCCUCUUAAGUGAUCCCUAGAAUCGCUCAGAAGGUUUCGGAGUGACUCUGUUAGUUUAAAUGAUCACUUGGGAGCUGGAAGAGUUAAUAAGUGGUCCCUAGAGGGGCUUCUUAGAAUAAAAAAAAGGAAAUGGCUGGACUCUGGACGGCUCGGACCAUUUCUAGUGACCACUUUAGUAUCGUCAUCCCUCUUAAGUGGUCCCUAGAAUCGCUUAUAAGCUUCCGGAGCGACUCUGUUAGUUUAAAUGGCCACUUAGGAGCUGGAAAAGUUAAUAAGUGGUCCCUAGAGGGGCUUCUUAGAAUGAAAACAGGGGCUCAGGACCAUUUCUAGUGACCACUUUAGUGUUAUCAGCACCCUUAAAUGAUCCCUAGAAUCGCUCAGAAGCUUUCGGAGCGACGCUGUUAGUUUAAAUGAUCACUUAUGAGCUGGAAGAGUUAGUAAGUGGUCCCUAGAGGUAUUUUAAGCAGAACAGUGUUCAAAAAUGAGAAGAAAGCUUCGAAAAGGGCUCUAUUAGUUAAAAUGGGCCCUUGGAAGCUUCAAGAGCUGUUUAGUGGCCCCUAAAGGGGUCUUAAAUAUUGGAAGUAGUGAAAAAUGAAGCUUUUAGGUCUAGUGAUCCCUGGAGUGAUUUGAAAAAAAAAACCGAAUGAAGAAGUAGGAAAAAGAAGUUAUCAGUAGGAUUGGUCACUUGGAAGCUUCAAUAGAUUUUGAGUGGCCCCUAGAGGGAUUUAAAAAAUGACAAUGUAUAAAAGUACGAUUUGGAGAGAUAGCUGUCUGUAGGAGUGACCACUUAAGGGCUGGAAUAGAUCCUUAGUGACCUCUUAAGUGAUUGAAUUCAGGCACUAGUUUUAGUGAGUCGAUUAAUUUGAGAAAAAAAAGUGAAAAAUUGGAUAAAGUGCUUCUUUUUGAAAUUCUAGUGGUCCCUGGAGGGAUUUUUCUUUUAACAUGAGAAAAUCAAAUGAAAAAGCUUCGAAACUGAGGCUGGGAGUAGGAUAGGUGCUUGGAUAGGUUUCUAGUGGUCCCUAGAGGGAUUUAAUUGAAAAAAAAAGAGUUUUAGAAAUUUUGCUUUCAGUUCAAGUGGUCCUUAAGCGAUUUUUUUGCCAAAAUUAAUUGAAGCAUGGAAAAAGGUCCUUCCUUCCUUUAGAGCUUGAGCUGAUAAUUUAAGGGAUCACUUAAAGACUUUAAUAAAUGUUUAGUGGGCCCUUGAGUGAUUUCAUUGCAGCAAUAGAUGCAUGGCUUUACGAAAACCUCUUCGAAUAACUAUAAAAACUUUUAAAUCAUAACUUUGGUGUUUGAAAAAGGUAAGUUAUCUAGGGGUGACCUUCUAAGGGAUCAUUUUAGGGCCUAGAGAUGUCUUGAGUGGUUUUCUGUGAGAUACGAAAAGUCAAAAGAAGAGCCUACAGGGAAUAGUGGUCACUCCAGGGACAGAGAUAUAUGAAAAGUAAGAAAAAGCAUCCGUUUGGUGCAAAAUAACCGCUGAAAGUGGAGAAAGCUGGGUUUUUCUCCUUUUCGAGAAGAAGAAACGCGAGACUCGUCAACACGUUUAAUUGAUAGUCACGCCAAUCUUGCCCUUAUUAUUAUUUCGUUUUUCUUGAAACGAAUCUUUGACCAUUGACACUUUGAGGAUUUUACUGUUGCGAGUUUGAUGUGUAAUUGCGAAUUAUUACUUAAUUAUUAGUCAGUUUACAGGUGUGGUUUUUAGUGGACACUUUAGUGGUCGAAUGAGUGGCCUCUUUGGAAGUCUAAGAGGUACUACUAGGCAAUUCAAACCACUAUAGUGAGCUCUAAGUCAAAAAUUAGAGGCCUCUCUAGAGGUUGUUCGAGGGGACACUUUAGGGUUUCCACGUGUCAGUGCCCACUAUAGUGGUCGAAUUGGUAAUCACUUAAGUGACAAAAAAUGAGUGACCUCUUUAGAAGUCUAAGAGGCUAUUAGGCAUCUCAAACCACUAUAGUGGUCACUAAGACACAAAAUAGGGGCUUCUCUAGAGGUGGUUUUAGGGGUAACUUUAGGGUUUUAAAGUUCCAGUGCCCACUAUAGCGGUUGAAUCAGUGGCCUCUUCAGAAGUCUGUAAAUUACUACUAGACAACUCAAACUACUAUAGUGGUCACUAAGACACAAAUUAGUGGCGUCUACAGGGCUACAGGGUUUUUUUAGUGGAUACUUUAGGGUUUCAACGUUUCAGUGCUCAGUAUAGUGGUCGAAUUAGUGACCUCUUUAGAAGUCUAAAAGGUGCUUAAACUACUAUAGUGGUCACUAAGACACAAAAUAGUGGCUUAUACACGUAUGUGACCUCUUUAGUGUCCUCUCCAAGUAGUCCUUAAGGAACCCCUUGAAUUUUCUAAAGUUUACUAAGUUUCAAUACUGCACUUGGAAGCUGCAGAGUGGUCCCUGUAGGGGCCUUGGAAGGCACCCCCUUUAGGGACCACUCAAUUUAGCCCUAUAGGGGCCACUAAAGCGUGAAAAAGGAGCUUUUGAACUUUGAAGAAGCAUUUUCUCAAUAAAUUCGCAUUUUCGAAUGAAAAAUAUAAAAAAGAGAAUCAAAACCUCUAUGGGGACCACUCUGUGGCUCUUCAUUUAAGGGGGUUUUAAGGGAUCAUUCAAGGGAUCAUUUGAGGGAUCAGAGGCCACUUAAGCGGUCAUUUCCAGAAAGAAUGUACGAAAAAUAAAAUUUUAAACAUUAUUUAUAAUUCCAACUCUAACCAAAGCUUGAAAUGAGAAAAAGAAAAAUUUCGAAAAUUGACGAUUGAGGCUUUUUAAUAGACGGUUUUGUAGUAAGAAAAAAGAAAUGUAAAUUUCGAUCCAAUUCGGAUCCCGAAAUUCGCCUCAGAAACAGAGGAAAAUUGGCGGCUGCCGCAGCAAAAUGGCCAAUUUCCUUCGCCUUUUUUCCCCCGUUUGAAUUGGAUCUUUAAAGUGCGGACACUUUGUUUUGAGACCAGAAAAAGUUAUUGGGAAGGUUUUGAAAUCCGAUAUUUUCUGAAAUUUUUUCGUCGAAAAAAUUUUUUCCAAUGAUUUUCAGGACAUGUAGAACUGAUCUAUGACUUAACAAGGUCAACAUCUUUCCAUUUGGCGUAAACCGUUUUUGGGUCGGGCGCAUCUGAAUUUUGAAAAAAAUCUUGUGAUUUUUCGUCAUUUUUUUCCGGUUUUUCUAGGUAUACUAAAAAAAUUAAAUUUUUUUGAAAAAAAUGAUUUUAUUUUUGCUUUUUUUAUUUUAUCUUACAUUUCAAAAAAAUGCUUCGAAAAUUUACGAGUUAAAAUAAUGAUUUUUAAAAAAACUUUUUUUAAUUAUUCAUGCGCCCGACCUGAAGCGACUAACGCUUUGGUUUAAAAAUAUUUUUUUCACACCGCAAAUCCCCAAAGAAUGGAAGUUUUGUUAAAAUUAAGAUGCGCCCGACCGGAAGCGGCUUACGCCAAAUACUAGAGGGGGAUGCUUUUUUCCUCUAAAUUUUUCUGGAAGCUUUAGGGAGAGUCUUCCUGUUCCGCAGUAGCUUAUCACAUUAAAAAAAUUCCUAUUUUAAUAUUUUUUUGAAUCAAAAAAAGCAACCAGAAAACGUGGAAAAAAAUCGAAAAUCAAACAAAAAAGGAAAAGGAGAAGCCGUCCCACUGCAAUUUGCCCUUUUAUGGGCAAUCUGCAGCGCUUCUUCUCUUUUUUCUAUUAUUUGAACGAAGAAAAGAAGGAAUUUUGUAUCUUUUGGACAAGGAGAAGAGAAAAAAAUUUUUGGAAUUUUUGAAGAAGAUUAUGACUGAAAAGAUUAAAAAAAUCGAAUUUUUUUCAACUCAGGAUGAUUUUUAUGAUACCAAAAAUUUGUAUUUUUUUCGAAAAUACCUCCAAAAAAAUAGUGAUGGGGGUUGGAAAAUCAACGGAAAAUCUAGUGAAAAAAAUAACAAUUUUUAUUGAAAUUUUGAAAAAUAUUUUUUUGAAGCUUUUUCGGUCAAAAUUAAGGACAAAAAAUUAUAAACAAAAAAAAUUACGAUAAUAACGAAAAAAAUAUUUAUAAGGCUUGGAAGUUCAUAAAAUAGAGCGAUUUUUCAGGAGACUUUAUACAGAUUUUCUCAAUUUUUUUGCUUCAUUCCUAUUUUUUUCAAUUUUUUUCUCUUGAUUUACAUCAAUUCUAAAACAUUAAAAAGUUUCCAUUAAAAACCUCUAAAAAAUUCCUAUAAUCUUCCAAAAAAAGAUAAGUUAUUUUGACGGCUCUCGGAAUAUAUAGAAAAAAAGAAAUGGGCAAGAAAAUGCAAAUUGAAUGUUUUUUUCCACAGAGCCACUGGGCGGCUUAACGUAUUUUUUUCUGAUAAAAAAAUAUUGGAAAGCCCAGAUUUUUUUGGUCAGUUUUUUUCGAGGAAUUGGAGGAAUUUUUGGAAUUUUGUAGUUUUUGGCGUUUUUUUGUCGAGUUUAGGAGCUGAAAUUUGUGUAAGAAGAUUAUUUAAAAAAAUUAUUAAGACUUGAGAAUUUUUUUCGAAACAUCAUUUCCAAUGAGAAAACUCACUGAAAAUUUAAAAAUGAGUCAUAUUUUUUUGAAAAAAAUGACGGAGUUUUUUUCCAAAAAAAUAUUAUUUUUUUAAUGCUUUUUUUGCAUUUUUCUUGUUUAUUUUCUUAAAUUUGAUUCAUUUUUUUCAAUUUUUUUCACAGUAUAAUAAAAUAUAUUAUAAAUAAGAAAAAUAAGCGAUUUUUCAAAAAAAUAAAAGACGUUAUCAAUGGAGCGCACAUAAUCUGAUUUUUCGGCUUAUUUAUCGAAGAUUUUUUUAAUUUUUUUAUCGUUUUUUUCCAAAUUAAAUUAAGAACAGGAAAAAAAUCAAAAAUUGUCGUUUUACAUUCAUAAAAAGUCUUGAAAGUUUCGCAAAAUAUUAUUUUUUUCUGAAAAAUUUUUUUCAAUUUUUUUCUUUUUCGAAUUUUUUUGAGAAUUCUAGCUUAAUUUUUGAUCUUCAACUUCACUAAAAUCGACUUUUUUUGAUUUUUCUUGUUGGAUAAUCACAAGGGAAAAAAAACAUAUAUCAAAGAAAUUUGGAUUGAAAAAAAUCAGAAAAAAAUCAAUUUUUCUUAAGAGGAUUUUUCAGCCUUCCGGAUAAAUUUUUCCCUAGAAAAGAUCAACUUUUUCCCUUAUUCAAUCAAAAAAACCACAUGUAGUAUCUAAAAAAAUUUUUGUUCAUUUUUCAAAAAAAGUUAUGAAAUUUCCAAGAAAAAAAACGGCGGAAAAAUUGUAGGCGAAAGGCAGAUUUGUCCGUCCGUCCCGGGAGCUUCUGUGAGUGGCGACAUUUCCGCUCCCCCUUUUUUUUUGUCUAUUUUCCACUCGAUUCUCUUUAUUUCCCAGUCAGUUUUCUUCGCAACGAAUGCUAAUAUGUUAAUAAUAAUGGCCAAUUUUUAAGCAAUUGGAAAACAAAAAAAAAUUGGAAAUUUAACUCACUUUCCGGUUUCAGCUGGAUUAUGAAGAUUUUAACAAAUUUUUUGAUAUGAUUAUUUCAUCUUCUGGGUUUGAAUAAUUGGACGAAUGGUAUCUCGGAAAAUUGUAGUGGCCUCUUUAGGGUUUUGACGUCUUAGUGGUCACUUAAGUGACUCAAAUUUGGCGGCUCAUUUUAGGGGUCUUAGUGGACCAAAACAAAACUACUAUAGUGGCCACUUAGACGCCCACAAUGACUACUAUAAAAAACUACUAUAGUGGUCACUUAGACACUCAAUAGCGGGUCCUAUAGAGGUGGUUUUAGUGGCCAUUUUAGUGCUCUUACCAAAUAAUCCUUGAGGAGCUUCUUAAGUGGUUCCUAGAAUUUUUCCCUAUCCCAUUUUCAAGCUUUUUUUGAACCAAAAAUCGAACUUCUGUGUAGAAAAAAUUUCAAAAAAGCAUCUGAGAAAAAGAAAACUCAAAAAUUUCUUAUCUUACACUGAAUUAACUCGAAAUAGAAUAAAAAAUAACAAAAUCCAGAUAAAAAAGAAUAAAAAUGGGUUCACUGGAGCGAAUAAUCAACCUUACACUUGGCCGCAUCUUCAAUUCUUUUUUUCAAUUAUCCAAAACGAGGCUGGAAAGAGGCUAAGUGACCGCUUAAGCGGCUUCUGAUCCCUUGAGUGAUCCCUCAGGAAGCUUUGAGUGACUUGAUUCUGUUUUUAUGUAGAUGUUUUCAACGUGGAAGUUAUCUGUUUCAUAAAAAAAAAACGAAAAAGUUCUUUAAAAAUUCGAUAUUCAAUGGAAACCUUGAGUGGCCGCUUAAGGGGCUUCUUAGGAGUUUUUUCUGUUUUUUUUUAAAAAGACUGAAAGCGACAAGAAAACGCCUUGAAACCAUUUAAAUUUCGAAAAAGAGCUUGUGAGGAUCAAGUGAUUGCCUAAGUGGUCGCUUAAGGGACUUCUCCUAGUUUCUUUCAGAUUUCUUACGAGCUCGUAGGAGUUGAGCAAUCACUUGAGUGGCCGCUUAAGUGGCUUUUCAAGGUCUCUUCCUUGUUUUUGAGAAGCUUCAGACAUGAGAUUCAAUUUCAAAAAAAUAAUAAAAUGAAAAAUUGUGAGAGUUUAGCACCAAAUGCUUACAAAGAUCAAGUGAUCGCUUAAGUGGCCCCUUAAGUGGCUCCUUUUCAGAUUUAUCAAGGUAGGAAAUGCAAUAAACAGGUAGAAACCCAGAAGCCUUUCAAAUUUACGAGAAAAAAAGCUUGUUAGGAUUAAGUAAUCGUUUAAGUGGCCGCUUAAGUGGCUUCUUAUAACCCCCACCUGGUUUUCGAGAAGCUUCAGACAUGAGAUUCAAUAAAAGAAAAUAAUAAAAAAACGGAAAAAUAUUGAGAAGUUCGCACAAAACGCUUGUAAAGAUCAAGUGGUUGCUUAAGUGGCUUCUUUUCAGGUUUGUCAAGGUAAGAGAUGCAAUAAAAAAGUAGAAGCUGUGAAUUUUUGUAUAUUUCUUCACUUUCAGGGGUCAAGUGAUUGUUUAAGUUGCCGCUUAAGUGGUUUCUAAUUGUUCAUCUAGAAUCUCGAAAUGAGAUAUGUGAUAGCCGAGUAGAAGCCUUGAAAUUUCGCACAAAAAAGGUAAGGAUCAAGUGAUUGCUUGAGUGACCCCUUAAGUGACUUCCUGGUUUUUUAAGAAGCUUGAUGUAAAUAGAAGCAAAAAUCUUAUGAACUUUUGCCCAAAAAGGCUCGCAGGAAUCGAAAAAGCGAUUGAGUGGACACUAUAGUGACUUGUAUAACUAUUUUUUACAGAUUUAUCAAGAAGCCAAAGAUGGGUGAGGCAUUGAACAAGUAGAAACUUUGGAACUUUGUAAACUCUUGCACGAAAAGAAAAAUAACAAAAGGUGCAGUCGAAGUAGUGAUUUACAACCGCCGAGAGCCCGAAGAAAAAGGCGUCAGCUGCCGUGUUUGCGCUUCUUUUCCUCCCCUGCUUUCCCGUCUUUUAUUCCUUCCCCCAAAUGAGAAAAAUCCCAAAACCGCAAUCCAUUCAAUAAAAUUCAUCUUUUUUGCUUCCAUGAUGAGCUGAAAAUUGAAUUUUUGAUUUUUGAAAGGGGAAAAGUCAAUUUUUUUUUUAUUCAUAGUGAUUUAAUCUACAUUGAAUGGUUUGUGAAAUGAUUUCAAAUGAAAAUAAUUUGAAAGCGCUAGUCGAAAUUUUGAACUUAUCCAAGACAAAUCUGAAAAAAAAUUUACGGCUUGUAACUCAAAUAAAUAAUUAAAAAAAUUACAUAAAUAAAAUUUUUUUGAUCGAUUUGCCAUUUUUUUAAAGUAUAGUGUUUGCACCUGGAAUGACUAAAAUUGUCGCGCGCCCGACCUGAAACGACUUGCGCGGCUUGGCAUCGAAUAACGUUGACGCGAGCCCCGCAAAGACGAACCGCAACGCGACCGCGACGCUUUGAGCCAUUCCCUGUGCGACCCCGCAGUGGAAGUUUCCAAUCAGUGUCUUACAGUACCUACAUAGAAUCAUCGGAAAGUUAAAAAAAGUGGGAAUUUUUCUUAAAAGACCAAAAAAGGCCAGCAAAGUGUUCUGGAAAGUGAGUUUCGACGAAAAAAUUAAUUUUUCUUCAAAUUUUCAAAAUCUCCUAAAAAAAGAUCUAUUUUCAAUGCUCAAAAUAUCAAGCCAAAAUAGACCUAACUUAGAAAAUCCAAAGUUGUCCCUAUAGGGGUUAAGAGGGGAAAACAACCUUUAAAGGGGACAAAAAGUGGUCCCUAUAGGGGUAAAAUUAAGGUGGACCCUAUAGGGGUUUAAGGUCUGACCCGUCAGCCCCUAAAGCUCAAGUGGACCCUAAAGGGGUGAACAGUUUUAAUCCUGAGUCCUUAAAGCUCAAGUGGGCACUAUAGGGGUCUCUCAUAUUAAUUGAAAAACCGCUUUUUUUUCAGUUUUUCUCAUGAAAAUGUUUCUUCUCUUAAAGUUCAUUGGGCCCCUUUUGCAAGCUUUAGUGGCUCCUAUAGGGUUUGAUAAAGUGUUCCCUAGAACGGACCCUCCAAGAGCCCCUAUAGGGACCACUCUGGACUUCCCAAGAACGUUCACCCAUUUUUAUAAGCCAAACCCAAAAAAAUAACAAAAUAACUGGACGAAAAAGGUAAGAGGGGUUGGAUGGAAUGCAUUAUUAAUAUGGGACAUUUUUUUCCCAAAAAACUUUUUCCCCAUUUUUUUCACGCCGCAGUUCAAAAGUUGCUGAAAAUGCAUUCGUGUGACGAAUUUCUUGACGCCUUUUUUUCCCGCCCACUCUUGGAUGGUGGCAAAUUGAGUUUUUAUUGGUUUUUUUUUUUUCUUGGUGCCGAAGGAAAUUAAAGAGGAAACUCGGCGUGGUGGUCUUGAACGCGUUUUUGAUUUUUCGCCGAAAAUUCGGCCAAUUUUUGAGAAAAUUGGGAAAGAUUGGGAGUUUUAGAUACGGUAGUUUGGUUACUGUGGGAUUUUUAAAAUUUGAAACUUUUUUUCUCGAAAUUGGCCUUGAAAAUUAUUGUUUAAAAAGUUCUGAAAAUUUCCAGAAAUUGUUUUGGCUACCGUACCCAAGGUACUGUAAUAAUUUAUUGUGCAGAUUCUCGGGAUUUUUAAUUAAAGUACUAAAAAGGAGGUUAUGGAUCAUUUUCAAUGAAAAAACUCCCCCUAAAAAUUAAAUUUCGUGUGAAUUUAGGUCACUGGAAACUCAAAAUUUUCAAUUUUACAGUCAAAAUAUACAAUAAUCCGAUUACGGUAGCUGAAACUUGCCUAUAUACUUCAAAAAUCGAACCUCAGUGAUCAUAAAGUUUACCUGAUACUAGUAGGAAAAAAAUCUGAAAGCUUGAAAUCCAUCGAAAAAUCAGUAGAAGCACUGAAAUUCUUCAGAAAAUCAUCAAAACCCGAAUUUUUUAAUCAAACAAAAACAGACACACGAAAAAAGGAAAAGACGAAGUAAAUAGACCAGGAUGACAAAGGACGAGCCCCUAAAUAUGAUUUGAGCGUCGAGAAAAAGAAGGAAAGAAAAAAAAAUGCGGAAUGAAAGAAAGGAACGAGAAAAGAAAGGAGAAGACGGAGGCAUUAGGCGGUUGUCCCGCGGGAUUCCUCAAAAGAUUUUCCCCUCCCAACCAAAAUCGCCCCCCGACCAACUCGAGAUUGAACCAUUUGGAGGCGGGAAAUAAAAAAGUGUUCGCAGUUUCGAGGUGGUCGAAGAAGUGGGUUUUUUGAGGAUUUUUCGCAGUUUUGAGUGCAUUUUUGCCUUUAUAGGGACUACUAGAAGCUUGAAAUCCUAUGGGAGUCACUAGAAUCUUGAAACUCUUAAGGGACCACUAAUAAUUGACCUCGGUAGGGACCACUAGAAGCCUAAAAUCCUACGAGAAACGCAACUCUUAAGUGGCCACUGAUUUUUGGCCUCUUCAAGGACCACUAAAAGCCCAAAAUUGUAUAAAGGGCCACUAGAAGCCUGAAACCCUUAAGUGGCCACUGAUUCCUGACCGCUAUAUUGACCACUGAAAGCCUAAAAUGCUAUAGGAAACACUAGAGGCUUGAAACCCUUAAGUGGGCACUGAUUUUCGACCGCUAUAGUGACCACUUGAAGUUGAAACUCUUCAGUCUCAUCACUCUUAAGUGGCUACUUAUUUUCAACCGCUCUUGUGUCCACUUAAAGCCAAAAAUAUUAAGGAGACUCUAGUAGCUUGAAACUCUUAAGUGGCUACUGAUUAUUGACUUCUGUAGGGGCCUCCAGAAGUCUGAAAAGAUAUAGGAGUCACUAAAAGCUCGAAACUCUUAAGUGGCCAUUGAUUUUAGACCUCUUUAGGGGCCACUAAGAGCCUAAAAUCGUAUUGGGGUCACUUGAAGUCUGAAACUCUUAAGGGGUCACGAAUUUUUGACCGCUAUAGUGACCACUAGAAGUACAAAGCCUAUUUUGAUCACUAAAAUAUUAGAUUAUUAUUUUCCGUCUCUAGAGUGACCACUAGGAACUGGGAGCCCAUGAUGUCACUAGAAGCCUAAAACCCUUAAGUGGCCAUUUUGAGCUUGUAGAGGGACAACGUAAGCCCAAACUCUAAAUGACUUAAAAAAUGAAAAAAAGAGUUAAUUUUCCAAGAAAAUUGAGAAGGAUCGCAAUUUUGCAACGGAGAUGAGGGGAAAAAUUUCGAAAAUGCUCGCAGUUUUGAGAAAAUCCGCACUCUUGGGGCUCAUUUUCGUCGCAAUUACAAAUGUGUUCGUGUUUCUGACAGCUUGGAGUAGUUACUGGAUUUUGUCUGGAAAGUACGGAAUAAUCAUGAAAAUCUGGAAUAAGAAAAUUUUUUAGUUUUCAUGGUCCUCUUGAUUAUUUCUGUUUCCAGUAAAUUUUGAAAUAAUGGUAUUUUCUGGCUUCUUAAUGCAGUUUUGUAGUUGAAAAAUCACGAUUUUCAUUUUUAUAAUCUUGAAAAAAGGGUAUAUUAAAAUUUUGUCCUUUAAAGGCAUAGGGGCAGUAAAAAAUGGGGUUUCAGGUGAAAGCAGCAUCUUAUAUAGUUUUUUAUUGCGAAUCGAAUGGUGUACUCAAAAAAAUUACAGAUGUGACAACUUUAGAAGAAAAACGCGAUUUCACUUUCCCGCCUUUAAUUUUGAAAAAAGCUUUGGAUCGGUAUGCAGACAACUGUUUACAGUAGCCGUGCACGAGAUGUUGCGGACGUCUUAUUAGACUCGCAUUUUGUAUGAAAUAACCGGCUAUCUGCUUCAAAUUGAGGGUUUCUUCUCUGAAAAAUUGAUUAAGAAAACCGAAAACACACAGUGAUAAUAAAGAAAACACAAAUAAUCGCUAUCCCAAUCGAAACCUGUGUAAAAUCAUCAUUUUUCACCAGAAAAGCUUUUUUGCGAUCAAAGUUUGCAAAUUAUACAUGAAUCGAAAGCUUUUGUGACGAAAAGAACUUUGGUGACAACAGAAAAAAUUAAAAACCGAAAGAAACGAAGAAAAAAGCGAAAAUCCGGAAGAUGGCGAAGCCUGUUGUCCAUAGAGCAACUUUACUGCAAGGCGCCCUUUUCGCGGGAACCCAAGCUUUCUUUUCUCCGACUUUGAAUUAUUUUUUCUCCAAAACUAGGAAUUUCUGUACGUUUCCAAGUUCACCGUUCGAUUUGCAAUGAAAAGCUCUACAAAAUACAGCUUUGAACUGAAACACCGUUUUUUACUGCCCCUAUGCCUUUAAAAGGCUUUUUUUUGAAUGUUCGUUAUGAUUCCUUGGUUAUUGGGGGAGAAAAUCCAUUUUUUCAAUAGAAGUUAACGAAAAAUAAUUAUCAAUUUUAAAAUUGUAUUGGAAACCUCGACGGAAAUAAUUCAUUUUCCAGAAUUAUUUCAUAAGUUUCCUUGAAAGAUGAAGCAAAAUUUGAAAUUUUCAGGGUCCUGGAACGACGAAAGGUGUACUUCAAGGACUUUGUCAAGGUUCUCAGCCAUUUCCGGCCGAUCAACAAGAACAAACCGCACCCUUGGAAUAGUCGCGAGGCUAAACUUCGGUGUCCGUUUUUUUCUUUUUCUCUUUUUGGGCUCAAAAAAAUGGGGGGGGGGUUCCGGAGCGCCAGAAUGGUCCCCCUGAAAAUACCCCUCUUGGGACCACUUUACGUUCCCCUAAAGAGGCUACUAAAGCUUGCGAAAGUGGCCCCUAUAUGGUAGAGAGCAGGUUAUUAGGAGCGCCAGAGUGGUACCCUUGGGGCCCUUGAAGAUUCCCCUCUAGGGACCACUUUACCUCCCCCUAUAGGGGCUACUAAAGCUUGCCAAAGUGGCCCCUAUAGGAGAUCCUGAUAAUCGUUUAUUGCUAAGAGCUCUAUGAGAAGAAGUGGGUAUUUUUGAAAUCUGGACCAACAAAAAUUUAAAGACCCCUAUAGGGACCACUUGAGCUUCAGGGGCUUAGGAGUCAAACUAUACACCCCUAUAGGGAGCCUUUAAGCUUCAGGGGCUCAUGAGUCAGACCUUACACCCCCUAUAGAGACCACUUGAACUUGAGGGGCUCAUGGGUUAGAUUCUAAACCCCUUCAGGGACCUCUUAAGCUUAAGGGGCUCAGGGAUCAGACCUUACACCCCUAUAGGGACCACUUGAACUUUUUUUCAGUGGGCUCAUGGGUCAGACCUUACACAUAUAUCGAAAUCCAUCUUCAAAUAGAACUCUGCAUAAUUUUCGAAAAGUGGUUAGUUUAAUAACCAAUAAAAAGGUAUUUCCAGUCGCCUUCACCAUGUACGACUUGAACAAGAGCGGCACCAUCACCAAAGGACGAGUUCCGCGACAUUUUUGCAGGUUUGAACUUCGUUUUUCAAAGAAAAAAAGCACACAAUAAUAAUAACGAAACUUUUUAUGAAAUUACUAUAUUUAACGACCUUGUCUUCUUAAUUUCAUGAAACUUUUUUUAACAUCAAAUUUUUUUAAAACAAAACAUUUUUUUCCGUUCAGCUUUACAAAAGUGAAAAAGAUAAAAGUUGCCAGAUGAGUUACUUUAAGCCGCCAAGAUGCCAAGUAAGGCGAGAAAACUGUGCAUAUCGCCAUCUCGUAGUGAUGACAUUUCCGAAUUUCUUUCAUCAUUGAAACUGUGGUUUUCGAACUUUUAGGCAUUAUAACUCGGCUACAAAAUCAGAAGGAGCAAUUUUUCAACUGAUUCGCCAAUAAGUUGUUUCAUUCUUCGAUUCGGAAUCAAGCGGUCCUGAAAAAUCUUUCCCAAGAAAAAUAACAACCGCUGAAACAGGCUAUUUCGAGACUUUGAGCCGUUUUUUUCUUUUCGAAAACUAGAAAGUUGGGAAACUUCCGCAGUCUUGAUAUUUGUUGCCUCAUUUUCAUCAAGAAUUUUCAAUAAGCUGCAGUUUCUCUCAAGGAUGAAUUCAGAUGAUGAUUGGUGAUAACGUGCCGGUGGAUCAGGUCAAUUCGAUCGCCGACCGGACGAUGCGCGAGGCCGACAAGGACGGCGACGGCUUCAUCACUUUCCAGGAGUUUUGCAAUGUAUGACAGGAAAAUAUUAGUUAGAAAAAAGAUAAUUUGUGCAAGUGGGGGUGGGGGGUUCACUUGAGAAAUUUUGAGAAAAUUGGGGAGGGUAUGAGUUUCAACCUUCUUAGGAACUCCAGAGUGGUCCCUUUAGGGGCAGCCCUUGGACGGUCCCUUUUAGGUACCACUUUAUCAACCCCUAUAGGGGCCACUAAAUAUGGCGAAAAGUAGUCCCUAUAGGGGCCCCUUGGAAGGUCCCUUUUAGGAAGUGACCAACCUGUAGGGCCCACUAAAGAUGGCAAAAGUGGUCCAUAUAGGAAGUUUAGUAAGUGGCCCCUAUAGGGGAAAUGUUAGUCGAUUUUUGUUAUGAACUCUAAGCGAAGAAAAACUGAAUAAAUAAGCGUUUUUUGAAAGAAAUUGAAAAGACCCCUAUAGGGUCCACUUGAGCUUUGGGGACUUGAGGUUAAAAUUCUACACCCCUUUAGAGCCCACUUAAAGUUUGGGGACUGAGGCGUCAGACCCUAAAACCCUAUAGCGACCCCUUAAUUUUACUCCAAUAGGGACCAAUUUUUCGGCCCCUAUAGAGGUAUUUUUCCCCCUAACCCCUAUAGGGAUCCUCUGGAAUUCGAUUUCAACGCUUUAAGAAGGUAUUUUAUUAAGUCUGAAUGUAUUUAUUAAAAACAGUGUCAUAAUAAUUCAAACUAUACAGUAAUCAUGAAUUUUCAGGCCAUGGAAAAGACAGACAUCGAACAGAAGAUGUCCUUCCGAUUCCUCACCUAA